AUGGACAGGGCAUCACAGCGCUUUUAGCAGCCUGUUAAAAGCACAAAUAUCCCCAGCGAUUUAACAUCUUACAAAGGAAAACUGCCUUCUAUGUAUCUUUAUUUCUUCCUUUUUUAUUUUUGUGGGAGUCGCAGACGAAGGAGAGUUACAGAUGCCAACCAGCAAGACAGGAGGUGUGGCACCGUGGCCGUGUCCUGUUUGCCGUGGGACGUGGACAGGUCACUUUGCUUCUGAAGAUGUGAGGGGGGGAAUAAAAAGAAGCCAGGAGUCUGUGCAACUUCAUACGUCACACGUGAUCAUCACAGCAACUAAUUGUCGCCCUUAAGUAGCGGACUUUUACCUGCGCACCUCGUGGAACUUGGAGACGGGUGCGCUCCAUGUUGCAUCUAGGACACACCGGUACCGACGGUGCCGGCGGGACGUUGAACUGACUAAUAUUCCUUAUCAUUAAACGAUCAAUACAUCAGCGGGGACUUGAAGCGGGCAGCUUCUUGCUGGUAGCCGAGUGAUGCCGGACACGUUAAUGCUCCUGAAGAACCGGACAGAGCCACGGUUAGGGCAGCUGGAGCACAACCUGCCCGCGGAAGGGACCACCCGCCCCGCCUGGGUCAUCGCUAUCCUGGCCAGUGUCUUGAUCUUCACCACUGUGGUGGAUGUGCUGGGGAAUCUGCUUGUCAUUAUUUCGGUGUUCAGGAACCGAAAGCUAAGGAAUGCAGGUAAUGUGUUCGUGGUGAGUCUGGCGUUUGCUGACCUUGUGGUAGCCUUCUAUCCCUAUCCCCUGGUCCUCUACGCUCUCUUUCAUGACGGCUGGGCCCUUGGAAACACUCAGUGCAUGGUCAGCGGUUUCCUUAUGGGUCUCAGUGUCAUUGGCUCCAUCUUCAACAUUACAGGCAUUGCAGUGAACAGAUACUGCUAUAUCUGCCACUCCUUCUCCUACAGCCGACUGUACAGCUACCGCAAUACCUUGCUGUUUGUUGCCUUAAUUUGGGUGCUCACGGUCGUGGCCAUCGUCCCAAAUUUCUUUGUUGGUUCUCUGCGCUAUGACCCACGGGUCUACUCCUGUACCUUUGCCCAGAAUGUCAGCAGUUCCUACACUGUGGCGGUGGUAGUGGUUCACUUUCUGGUUCCCAUCGCAGUAGUUACCUUUUGUUACCUUCGCAUUUGGGUUCUUGUCAUUCAGGUGCGACGCAAAGUGAAGACUGAAGACAGCCCUCGCCUCAGACCCAGUGACUUGCGAAAUUUUAUCACCAUGUUUGUAGUAUUUGUUCUGUUUGCCAUUUGCUGGGCUCCACUCAACCUGAUAGGUCUAGCGGUGGCGAUAGAUCCAACUCACGUGGCUUCACACAUCCCAGAGUGGCUUUUUGUUGUAAGCUACUUCAUGGCCUACUUCAACAGCUGCCUGAAUGCCAUCAUCUACGGUUUGCUCAACAGGAAUUUCAGGAACGAGUACAAACGCAUCGUCACCUCUGUCUGGGUGACCCGGCUCUUUGUGACGGAGACAUCGAGGGGCGCCACCGACGGCAGGAGCAUGAGGAGCAAGCAGUCACCACCACCGCCGCUCAACAAUAAUGAGUCAGUCAGAGAUCGUGCUAAUAAGGAAUAAACUUUGCAUUCUUGAUCAUGGUAAUUCCUUUUUUAUGUGACAUCAAGUAGUUGUGCAGCUAAAGAGUAAAAAGAAAGCAAUGAAACUGGAAAACAUGGCUUUGUUUUCCAAUUUGCAGCAUAGAUUUAAACUAUAAACACACAUAAAAGCUUUGGGAAGUGUCUGAAGUGCUUUUAGAAUUAGUUCAACAUCUUUUAAAGUGAUCAAUAUGGGUGUGUUGCUUUUUGUGAGUGAUUUUCCUCCACAGCAAAAAAGCCAAGUAUUGCAGUUUCAUUAUUUCAUUAUUACUCUAACAAACUGAAUGGUACUUUAAGAUAACAUUGAGUGAUAUCCUUUAACUUCUGCUGCUGGAGACUUGUUCCACGAUACUGGGUAAGCACCACUAGUAAACAUGCACCUCCUUUUAGUAAAUUCAAACGCCUCAAAUAAUUCAACUCGCCUCACCUGAAAGCUGUAGGAGGAGCUUUUCGUGACAGAGGUGAUACAAUGACAGAUAAUUAAAUCUGUCAUUUUGUUAUCAGUUUUUAAUGGUGGCAGUUAUGUAGUUAGAUUUACACACUCAGCCUAAAUGCUGCAGUAGGAUACACAAACCUUAUACUGCCUCGUUUGAUCUUUUUUGCACUAAAAAGAACAGGUAAAACAAGCUUAGUAAAAGAAAAUCUUAGUAAAUUAAUCAAGAUGUUCAUAAACUUUUUUUUCUAAAGUUAGAAACAGCAUCAAGUUACUUCACAGGUGCUAUGAUUUUUCUUUUUUUUAAAUCUUUUGUGUUUGAUGUGGCAUGUAGAGGAAACCUUAUAUUGUUGCUAUGUCAGACUAACAUGAAUAACACGCAGCUUCUAAAGUUAUUUCUAGUAUAAUGCUCUUUAAAAUAUAAGGCAUCAUUUUGUAAAAACAAAUCAAUAAAAAAAGAUUUUAAAACCUGGUUAAACAACUUAAGCACAGCUUUUGAAACUGAAAUUAAGAGAGUAAUAAUUGUCAAGCAUUGUCAGUUAUAUAACAGGUAGGUUAAAGUAGUGUUUAAAUACCUCCAAAUAAUAAUAAGAAAAGCUAAUUUUCUCUUUUGAUUUGUGUGGCGUUUACCAAUCAGGAACUGGUCGUGGUUGUGAUGUGGAGUGAGGUAGUGCAGCAGAGACAAAACUUUUUCCACAAAAUAAUUAGUCACCAACACCACUGACCUACUCAGAAAUUCACACCAAUGUACAUUAAGAGGGUGUCGGAAAAAAAUAUCUUAAUAUUUUGGUCAAUAUUGACAAAAGAGCAUUACAAAGUUUCUCUAAUUCAUUUUGUCACACAAUUAUUGCUUCUUUCUGAAUAUUUCAUAGUUUUUAGACCAUCCUCUUUUAAUCUGAAAUGUGGUUGUGUGUUAAAAUCUCAAUAGAUUAGGACUCUAGUUUAGUCAAACAUACCAACGAGCAUGGCACUUAAAAAACUAACCUAGAUCAUUGUUCAUCCUUACUCUGUUGCUCGAUUUACCUUUACCUGGGAAAACAUGCACGAGGAGCCAGAGAAAGACGGGGAAUCAGCACUGAGACACUGCACAGGCAGAGUAUUUAUGGGAGACUGAACAAAGACAGGACUAAUGAGCUGAUUGGGAGCAGGUGUGAACAGAGGCUCCUAGAAGGAGCUAGGGAAAAGGAGACCGGCAACAGAGGGCAAGCAAAGAAAAACCUAAGAACUCAAAUAUAUCCAGAAAACACCAAUAAAGCUAGAAAAAAAGAAAAACUUGAAUCAACGUGAAACUGAAAGCUAUCAGAAAUCUUAACAGAACCAGGAUCAUAACACAGAUUAGAUGGAAAAUCAGUAUAACAUCUGUUGUCUGCAGUGAGAACAUAUAGCCAUUAGCCAAAUCUUAACUCAUGUUCAAAAUGCUAUACUUUAAAACCAUAGCUUUAAAUAAAUCUGACCUUAUAAUAUCAACAGAUUUGAUACUUUGACAGUUAGAAGCAACUAAAAAGAUAUUCUUAAAGGAAACUACUGCAAUCAUUUAAAGCACUUUAAUGAGGGAUACAAAGAUUUUUCCUUAAAGAGGUCUGUGUACUGAUGUCAACUUUAAGUACAUCUAAAUGCAAUAACCAUAUAUUUUUUUUGGUUUCACCAAAUAGCCAAGUGCAGCUGCACUUGCAUGGUCUUUAUGCACACCAACACAUCACUAUGCAACUCAAAAAGCAGUGUUUGACGCAGUUGAAGGGAUUCACGGUGGUCGGUGUGAUUCAUAACAGAGUCCAUAAGCUCAGGACAGCUGUACUUCCAGAUGUCACAGUAUAUUACUGAUUUAUUAUGAACAAGAUAUAAAUGAUUCUGCUGGUUUUCAGUCUGCAUGAAAAAGCGGUUACAUUUGUUUUGGUCCACUAAGCUGGGAUCUGUUCAGCACCCAACCAACCAAAUAUCCUAUAUUAUAAUAACAGAAUAUACGUUAGACUGGUUUCCUCUGCCUCCUACAUCAUAUGCUGGACAAUAUGUAGAAGCCUCUUGUAGUUUGAGUUGUUAUUCUUAAUUCUAAUAUACUUAUGCAAAAUUUUAGACUUUCAUUUUUAAAGUAAUUUAUUUACUUUUUUUAAGAUUCACGAAAGAUACAUAUAUAUAUUUCCAGGGAUGUAGUAUUCCAAUGCUUUCACUGUGGAUUUAAAAAUAAGGGUAAAGAUCAGCUAUUUAUGGAAAAGUGAAGGGAGUAGGUCAUUUGUGUAUUAGAUUUGACAAACGAGUGGCAGUUUUUACCACUUUAUUGAAGAGCGAUUCAUACAACUCGGAUUGUGAAGAACAUACAGUACAGCUCAUAUCUGUAUUCCCAUCUCAGGGUGCCUAUUUAACAUUGUGUUGUUAUUUACACUUGUCCAAACAUUUGCAGUUGAUAAGCUGCAUUAUGAGGGAGUCUGAAGACAUUUCAAAGGAAUAUUUUGUAAAUUAGUGUCAUUGAUGUUUUUAA
This is a messenger RNA of Cyprinodon variegatus (sheepshead minnow), 4526 nucleotides long. RefSeq names its product melatonin receptor type 1B-B-like (gene mtnr1bb). The transcript is spliced from 5 exons. The record is from RefSeq and is a predicted model, not a curated record. Lineage: Eukaryota; Metazoa; Chordata; Actinopteri; Cyprinodontiformes; Cyprinodontidae. Gene Ontology annotation, molecular function: melatonin receptor activity. The coding region runs from base 509 to 1603 and encodes 364 amino acids. Gene Ontology annotation, biological process: G protein-coupled receptor signaling pathway. Gene Ontology annotation, cellular component: membrane.